Striga asiatica is the source of this 492-nucleotide messenger RNA. The record is from the annotation of a GenBank genome assembly. NCBI's taxonomy places the organism in Eukaryota, Viridiplantae, Streptophyta, Magnoliopsida, Lamiales, Orobanchaceae.
AUGCCACCCACCGCCGUCGCCUUCCAUCCGCCACCUGCCGUCCACCACAAACCACACUUUCGCCGAACAAGAGACACUCCCGACGACGACGUCAUGGCCAUCGAUGAACGCCUGUUGCAGCGGUGGGCGGCCACAGGCGUCUUGGUCGCCAGCGAGCUCGGCCAUCCGGCCGUGGUGGUUGAAAUCGAAGUGGUCGAUGAUGGAGGCAUUGUGACGGCGACCGACGACAGUCCACCGGUGGCCGCAGGACGAGUUCUUUUGGCUCUACUUCAACUUCCAAACCACGUGGAGCCUCAAUGGAUACGGUGUAGAUGGAGUUUGGUUCGCCAACAUUUGUUACUGUUCUUUGCACCGUCUUUGGUUUUCCACCUGCUUUCAAUCCGGACACGGCUAUUGAAGGAUAGUUCAUAUUGGAGAUCAAACCAGGAUGCGAAUCACAAGGACAAGAAAAGUCGUGAGGAAUAUAAUUCGACGCCAUGGUUUGAAUUGUAG